UAGUUAUUCAUCCCAAAUAGAAACAUGUCGAAAAUUAUUUUAUUCUCAAUCCUCUUCAGUGCCAUAGCAUUCGAAUCGAAUUGUUACGUACACAAUCGCGUUGUAGAUAAUAAUUUUGCAAAUAUUCUUUUAAAAUCGAGUAACUUAAUUCAGGAUAGUCCGCAACGUAGUUUGGAGUGUUUCGCAAUUUAUAUUCCAAAAAUCAACGAAUUAACAGCUAAAUAUGAGCUCGAAUACGAAACUUGUUUGCGAAGUUCUGCCGAUGCUCGCAGCAUUAUCGAUAAAGAAGUCGAAGGUGAUCGUAAGGAUUUAGAAUCGUCUGCUACUGACAUCUGUGGUGCUUUAGAAAAAUGUGGUCAACAUGAUUCUUCAUAUGACUUUUUUGAAUGUCACUAUGGUGUUGCUGGAGAAUCAUUAAAUAGCACGAGAUAUAUACAAAAUGUUUCGAAAGAUAAAAUGGAAUAUAUAAAAUUUAAAUUUGAUACCAUUGAAUACGAUCAAAAUCGCUGUACGGAUGAAUGCUCUCGUGUUUAUGUGGAAGAAUCUACAAAAACUUAUAGUGAUUUAGAUAAAUGUUUGGCUGGUGUAGCAGUUGAUUCCAUGUCACAAGAGAAAGCACAAUCAGAUGGAACCACCACUUCUACUAAAACAGAUUCAUUCAUCCCAAAACGAAUCAUGUCGAAAAUUAUUUUAUUCACAAUCCUCUUCAGUGCCAUAACAUUCGAGACUAAUUGUUUUAAACACAAUCGCGUUUUAGAUAACACUUUUGCAAAUAUUCUUUUAAAAUCGAGUAACUUAAUUCAGGAUAGUCCGCAACGUAGUUUGGACUGCUUCGCAAUUUAUAUUCCGAAAAUCAAUGAAUUAACAGCUAAAUAUGAGCUCGAAUACGAAACUUGUUUGCGAAGUUCUGCCGAUGCUCGCAGCAUUAUUGAUAAAGAAGUCGAAGGUGAUCGUAAGGAUUUAGAAUCGUCUGCAACUGACAUCUGUGGUGCGUUAGAAAAAUGUGGUCAACAGAAUUCUUCAUAUGAAUUCUUUGAAUGUCACUAUGGUGUGGCUGGCGAAUCAAUGAACAGCACAAGAUAUAUACAAAAUGUUUCAAAGGAGAAAAUGGAAUAUAUAAAAUUUAAAUUUGAUACUAUUGAAUAUGAUCAAAAUCGCUGUACGGAUGAAUGCUCCCGUGUUUAUGUUGAAGAGUCUACAAAGACUUAUAGUGAUUUGGACAAAUGUUUAGCUGGUACUGCCGUCGAUUCAAGACCGCAAGAGAAACCACAACCAGUAGAAACAACUCCUGCUGUCACUGCUGCUACCACAGAUCAAGAAGAGUAAUAAUUUGUAUUUAACAAGGUAGUUCCUCAAAAUUAAACUAAGGAAAAUAUACAAGAAAUCAAAUAAUAAAAA
Messenger RNA from Lucilia sericata (common green bottle fly), 1398 nucleotides. RefSeq lists its product as uncharacterized. Bases 25 to 1326 code for a protein of 433 amino acids. The record is from RefSeq and is a predicted model, not a curated record. Lineage: Eukaryota; Metazoa; Arthropoda; Insecta; Diptera; Calliphoridae. The transcript has 4 exons.